Molecule: messenger RNA, 4835 nt
Organism: Anopheles gambiae (African malaria mosquito)
Lineage: Eukaryota; Metazoa; Arthropoda; Insecta; Diptera; Culicidae
Product: RNA helicase aquarius
Exons: 5
Coding region: 149-4741 (1530 amino acids)
Biological process (GO): mRNA splicing, via spliceosome
Cellular component (GO): catalytic step 2 spliceosome
Molecular function (GO): mRNA binding; helicase activity
Source: RefSeq, a predicted model, not a curated record
GAACAGCCGUGCUGAGCGCAGUUUGUUUUGAUACAGUGUUUUAGGACGCGGCGUGCAGUGUUUCGUUUCUAUUUCAGCCGGCCGGUACAUUAAUUAGUGUUGUUUUACUACAGUUUUAAUUCGUCUAUUGCUUCGCAUACUGGUCACGAUGGCACCGCAAGAUGAUAAUCAAGCCCAGGAAAAACCUGUCCUCAAGGGUGCGAUUACCAUUUCGCAAAUAAACGGGGACGAAAUAACCUUCCUUGCCAAUCGGUUCUGGGCGCCAGAUACAGCAAACGCUCACGAAGCAUUUAAUUCGCAAAUCAUCGAAGACAUCUACCGGAAGGAAAUAUGCGAUUCGCGUCAUUCGCUGCGCCGGAUCAUGAUGCUGGAGUUCAGCCAGUAUCUGGAGAACUACCUGUGGCCCAACUUUGACGGUGAACGUGCGACUCGUGCUCAUCUGAUGUCGAUAGUGGCAAUGGUGAAUGAAAAGUUUCGCGAAAAGGUGGAAGUGUGGAAAGUGUUUGAAAAGAGCAGUGAGCUGUUUGCGAAAUUCUUCCAGCGCGUGCUGGAGGCGUGCAUCGAAGACCGCCCCGUAACGCCGGCGGUUAUGCGUGAGCAGACGGCAUUGCUCGUCUUUUUGAACCAUUGCUUCAACAGCAUGGAGGUGGAAAUCUGCCGCGACCAGGCAAAGCGGCUCGUUUCGCUCGCCAUGUGGUCCUGUCUGCAGCCGAAAAGGCGCGAACAGGAACUGACCCAGAUACCGCAGUGGCGCAAGUUCUGGAAGAAGCUACAGAAACGCGAAGAUUCGGAGCAGAAGGAGAAGCUCAGCUGGGAGCGGCACUUUUUGCAAAACCUCAUGAUCAAGUUUAUACGCAUUCUCGAUACCAUUCCGGAAGCUGGGCCAGUGUGUGACGAAACGGUGCGUUACUGUGAGAGGUUUGUAGAGUUUCUGAUCGACCUGGAGGCGCUGCUGCCGACGAGACGAUUUUUCAACACCGUCAUGGACGACUGUCACGUCGUCGUGCGGUGUUCGCUGUCCUCGUUGGUCCGCCGUGAGGAAGGAAAUCUGUUUGCUCAGCUGCUGGAUAUGCUCAAGUUCUACGCUCGCUUUGAGAUAAACGAUGAAACGGGCGAUCCCCUGACCGACCACGACAUGACGCAGCUGCACUAUGCGAAGAUUAAAUCGCUGCAGAAGGCGGCGUUUGCGAAAUUCCCCAACCUGCGCCUGUUCGCCCUGUCCAACGUGGCGAACGUGGAUACGCGCGAGUCGCUCGAGAAGCACUUCGGGGCGCUGGACUGCGACAGCCUGCGGGAAAUCGCCUGCUAUCUGAAUCUGGUCCCGGAAAAGCUGGAGCCACCGUUCGAGUGGCACCGGGCGGACGAGACGUUCCUGCGGGAGCUGCUGAUAUCGCGGCACGAGCGACGCGUGUCGCAGCUAGAAUCGCUGAACGAGAUGCCACUCUACCCGACCGAGGACAUCAUCUGGAACGAGAACGUCGUGCCGACGGAGUUUUACUCCGGGGAGGGAUGCUUGGCAUUGCCGAAGCUGAAUCUGCAGUUCCUGACGCUGCACGAUUAUCUGUUGCGGAACUUUAAUCUCUUCCGGCUGGAGUCUACAUAUGAAAUUCGUCAGGACAUCGAGGACGCCGUCAGCCGAAUGUUGCCCUGGAAGUCGGAGGAAGGGGACGUGGUGUUUGGUGGCUGGGCCCGUAUGGCACUGCCAAUCCAGUCGUUCGCUGUGGUCGAAGUCUCCAAGCCACACAUCGGCGAAAAGAAGCCGUCGCGCGUGCGGGCCGACGUCAGCGUCACGCUGAACGUGCGCAAGGAGGUGCAGGAAGAGUGGGAAAAUCUGCGCAAACACGACGUGUGCUUUCUCGUGACCGUGCGCCCAACGCAACCGAUCGGCACCAAGUACGACUACCGCGAGCACUUUGUGCCGCAGGUAGGGCUGGUGCACGUGCGGGGCUGCGAAAUCGAGGGCAUGCUGGACGCGAACGGGCGCGUCAUCGAGGAGGGCAUCGAGCAGCGGCCGCAGCUGACCGGCGAGCAGCGAACGUUCCGCGUCUGGCUCGACUCGAACCAGUACCGGCUGGACAUGGACGCGACGCUACACGCGACGCCCGGGGACGACGCCGACGACGGCAGGGAGGACGUGUACGAGGGCUUCAACAUCAUCAUGCGCCGCAAGCCGAAGGAAAACAACUUCAAGGCAGUGCUGGAAACGAUCCGCCAUCUGAUGAACACGGAGUGUGUGGUGCCGCCGUGGCUGCACGAUAUACUGCUCGGGUACGGUGACCCAGGGGCGGCCCACUACAGCCGCAUGCCGGACCAGGCGCGCGUGCUCGAUUUCAACGACACGUUUUUGGACUUUGAGCACGUGAGCAACAGCUUCCCGGGGUACGAGAUUGUGAGUGCAGCGGAGCGUCCGCACGGGUUGAAUCUGUUGCCACCGUUCCGGCUAACGUUCGAAGAUGUGCCGAAGGGCGACGGGGCGGAAGAGGGCGCGGAACAGCGGGAGGAGCUGCCGAAGCGCAUCCUGGUCGAACCGUACCGCAUCCCGUGCCGCGGUCCGUACAAGUACAACGAGCCGAAGAAGAACGUGAUCCGCUUCACGCCGACGCAGAUCGAAGCGAUCCGGGCGGGAAUGCAGCCGGGCUUGACGCUGGUGGUCGGUCCGCCCGGCACGGGCAAAACGGACGUCGCGGUGCAGAUCAUCUCCAACCUGUACCACAACCACCCGCAGCAGCGCACGCUGAUAGUGACGCACUCGAAUCAGGCGCUGAAUCAGCUGUUCGAGAAAAUCAUGGCCCUGGACAUUGACGAGCGCCAUCUGCUGCGCCUCGGCCACGGCGAGGAGUCGCUCGAGACGGAGAAGGACUACAGCCGGUACGGGCGGGUGAACUACGUGCUGUCGAAGCGCAUCGACCUGCUCGGGCAGGUGCAGCGGUUGCAGGAAUCGCUCGGCGUUAGCGGCGACGUGGCGUACACGUGCGAGACGGCGGGCCACUUCUACCUGUACCAUGUGGUGGCCCGCUGGGAGAAGUUCCUGAGCGAGUUCGAGCGGAACGGCGAGGGGCAGACGGAGGGCAGCGAUGAUCCAGCGCGCGAACAGUUCGAGGCACAGUUUCCGUUCGCGCGCUUCUUCAGGGACGCACCGCAGCCGCUGUUCGGUGGGGCGACGUACGCGGAGAACAUGGACAUUGCGCGCAGCUGCUUCCGGUACGUGUCGCACAUGUUCGCCGAGCUGGAGGAGUUCCGCGCGUUCGAGCUGCUGCGCAGCGGGCUGGAUCGGUCCAAGUAUCUGCUGGUGAAGGAGGCGAAGAUCAUCGCGAUGACGUGUACGCACGCGGCGCUCAAGCGCAAGGAGCUGGUCACGAUGGGCUUCAAGUACGACAACAUCCUGAUGGAGGAGGCCGCCCAGAUACUGGAGAUCGAAACGUUCAUCCCGCUGCUGCUGCAGAACCCGAUGGACGGGUACAAUCGGCUGAAGCGCUGGAUCAUGAUCGGAGAUCACCACCAGCUGCCGCCCGUCAUCAAGAACAUGGCGUUCCAGAAGUACUCCAACAUGGAGCAGUCGCUGUUCACGCGGCUGGUGCGGCUGGGCGUGCCGACGAUCGAUCUGGACGGGCAGGGCCGUGCCCGGUCCAGCAUCUGCGAGCUGUACAAGUGGCGCUACAGCCGGCUGGGCGAUCUGGAGCACGUGCACCGGUGGCCGGAGUACUGUCGCGCCAACGCCGGCUUUGCGCACGAGUACCAGCUGAUCAACGUGGAGGACUUUAACGGCGUGGGCGAAUCGGAACCGAAUCCGUACUUCUACCAGAAUCUGGCCGAGGCCGAGUACGUGGUGGCCGUGUUCAUGUACAUGCGGCUGCUCGGCUAUCCGGCGGAGAAGAUUUCCAUCCUCACCACGUACAACGGGCAGAAGCAUUUGAUACGGGACGUGAUUGAGUCGCGCUGCGCCAACAACCCGAUGUUUGGCAAACCGCACAAAGUGACCACGGUGGACAAGUACCAGGGCCAGCAGAACGAUUACAUACUGCUGUCGCUGGUGCGCACGAAAACCAUCGGUCACAUUCGGGACGUGCGGCGUCUGGUGGUGGCCAUGAGCCGUGCCCGCCUGGGGCUGUACAUUUUCGGCCGGGUGGCGCUGUUUAAGAAUUGCGUUGAGUUGCGACCAGCCUUCCGGCUGCUCAUGAACCGUCCGCUCGAGCUGCAGCUUCAUCCGGAGGAAAAGUAUGGAGGAGGCGAACGUCAACUGCAGGAUGGUGGAAGUGGUAGUGCGGGCGAAGAAGGACUGUCCACCAGGACGGUGAAGGACAUGACGCAGAUGGCACAGUUUGUGUACCAGAUGUACAUGCAGCAGGUGAACGUCAUCCGCGAGGAAAUGGAAAAAAUGAAAACUCUGUUCGAGAAGCAGCGCCAGGAGCAGCAGCAGGAAAAGAUGGAAGAACAGAUCAAGAUCGCCGAUGCGGAGGCCGAGGAAGCGGAAAAGCAACGCCAGGCGGAAGCGGCUGCUAAGAAGGACUUUGCACCGACGCCGAUACGCAACGAAAUAGCCGAUUUGGGAGAACCGAUGGAAGUUGCGGAAAAGCCACGCCGUGGUAAGAAACGGGUAGCGGCUGAGGAAGCUGUUGUUCCGCCACCGGCGGCCCAAGUAGGUGAAAAGGACGGCGAGGAGGAAAAGGCCGAGGAGAAGACAGAGGAGGAUACAAAAGCCGAUGAACCGGAAAUCGAGGAAAAGGAAGAAGCAGAUAAUUGAAAGGACAAGAAAGCAGGAGAAACGAAGGCUCUACUGCUCAUUGUAGUUAAUAAAUUCAUCUGAAAAAUAAAUUAAGCUCAAAGAUACAAUGAAA